This is a messenger RNA of Prunus armeniaca (apricot), 639 nucleotides long. The record is from the annotation of a GenBank genome assembly. NCBI's taxonomy places the organism in Eukaryota, Viridiplantae, Streptophyta, Magnoliopsida, Rosales, Rosaceae.
AUGGCAGAAUCAGGCGGCUGCUGCCGGUGCUGCUUCAGCUUCAUCUUCACUCUUGGCCUCACAGCCCUCUUCAUGUGGCUCAGCCUUCGCACCUCAAAUCCCACCUGCAAAGUCCGCUCAUUAUACAUUCCUGCCCUCAACAGGACCCUAAACGACACCACAAACAAGACCCUCUACGUCACCCUCAGGCUGGAGAACCACAACAAGGACAAGGGAAUUUACUACGAUGCCAUCAACCUCAAUUUCACUCUGCCCAACGCCACUAAGCCCAUAGCUACUGCUUUUGUGCCCAACUUCUACCAGGGGCAUCAGAAGAAGGCCACAAAGUCUGCGGUUGGGGAGCCCAAGGAGCUCAACUGGACAGCUGUCUCCAAUGCGACCUACUCUAAUGGGACUGUGCAUUUCAGGGUGGAUUUGGUCACCGCUGUGAGGUUCAAGAUCAUGUUCUGGAGGACCAAGAGGCACAGGUUGAUGGUUGGGGCAGAUGUGGUGGUCAACGACUCUGGGGGUUACGUCAACCCCAAGAACAAGAAGGAUAUCAAGCUCUCUGCUGCACCAGAUCAUCAGAUGAUUAAGUGCCUUCUUGGGCAGGUGGGGGUUUUUGCCAAUUUGUUGGUCUUGAUUUUGCUCAAUUUGUGA